AUGCAGGCGUACUUGCUAGAAAGCCUUAAACGUACGCCGCGUUUCCAUUGCACGGUAAAUAUUGCACGGUUCGCAAUGCUGUGCGAUACAGAGCUCAAUUCGUGCUCGAAUCGGAAUGCUCAACUGAAAUUACGUAAAAAAAAAAUCCUAUUUGUUUCGUAAAACUUUGUUUCAAAUUGAGUCUGCUAACGUAAUGGAAUAAUGGAAUGAAAUUGAACAAAAUUGUGAAUUUGUACUGGUUGGCGGCAUUAUCGACUUUCCGACCAAUUCUGUCGGUAAAAUAAAAAUUCAUAAUUUCAGAACGCACAGCACAGACGAGGUAUAUUCACGAGACGAGAUUACAAAAGAUUGUCAAUAUUUGAAACGAAUGUUGAAAACCGUGAUAUUCGAGCGUUUUCUUUUCUGUAAUUUCUCAACAAGCCGACAACAGAUUCGAUUCCUUUCUGCAAAAAGAAAACGGUGAUCUCUGUUUAUCAUUUUCUAUUUGUCGUUGAUAUUUGUCUAUCGAUUAUGCUGGACACAAAUUCUGCUGAUGUUGUGUGACUAAUUUAUUAUGCAUUAUUAUAGAUGCGUGUUAAAUUGGAAAGGAUCGUAAAUUUCAACUGCUAAUAUCUGAUUAAUUGGGAUACAGCAAGAACGAUGGAAGAUAUUAAUGCCAAGAGAAACGCCAGAAGGAAGAGAAUUUUGGAAAACUCGGAGAAACGUCUCUCAAAAAUUACUGGCAGAGACGAGAAUAACGAAUCAGAAGCUAAGGGUGUACAUUUAGAUUUAUCCAGCGAAACAUUCAGUGCCGAAAAUUGUACGGAAAAUGUACUUUUACACUCGAAUAUAAGUAACACAAUAUCACAAGGUGACAGUAUUGAUGGCAAUUCGAAUUGGACAAAAAGUUCGUCACUUUUGUUACUGAUAAAUCCUGUAAAUUAUAUAUUAUUAGCGUUUAUCGUCAACAUACUGCUCGUAUUACAAAUGGACCAUUUAUUUGCAAAGAAAAUCGCGAUACCGUACUUCCCAAUAAUGUUGGGUCGCCUGUACAACUACAAAAAUACAAAAGACAUGCACAAGAAUAAUAAUAUGCUGUAUGCUGCCUUAAUUCUGUGCAACAUCAAGCCCGAAUUGACCUAUCAAUUGAAAAAAUUAAUAACAAUAAGUCAUAUGAUAGUCGGAGAUUUGGCCUUAUACAUUUUCAGUUUCACGCUAAUAUAUUACGGAUUCUUUCAUUGUUUGUAUAAUACGAAUAGUCCUAUUACCUUAACUGUAUAA
Heterotrigona itama is the source of this 1260-nucleotide messenger RNA. NCBI's taxonomy places the organism in Eukaryota, Metazoa, Arthropoda, Insecta, Hymenoptera, Apidae. The record is from the annotation of a GenBank genome assembly.